Messenger RNA from Solanum tuberosum (potato), 2314 nucleotides. RefSeq lists its product as uncharacterized. The record is from RefSeq and is a predicted model, not a curated record. Bases 369 to 2078 code for a protein of 569 amino acids. The transcript has 3 exons. Lineage: Eukaryota; Viridiplantae; Streptophyta; Magnoliopsida; Solanales; Solanaceae.
AAUAAUGCUGGAUAGAGACAAAUGAUUAGCCAGUAAAUGCUUGAAUUCAUUUACCUUGCGAGUAUCAAGUAACUCGGAGUGAAUACAACUUGUGCUUUCACUUUAUUGAUCACUAGGCUACGUGUGAUCGUGAUUUUAACUCUUGUAUAUGCUUGAAUAAUGUCACAAAAGAAACAGAGUAGGUGCAUAUCAAAUAAUUUGUGUUACGAAAGUAUUUAGCCCUUUUUCUCAUAAGCACUCUGAUUUGCAUGCCAAUCAUCCAUUCUAGUAUCUCCGAAACACACAAAAGCCUAAAGGGCUAUUUCCCACUUCUCUUGUUCCCUCUUUUUGACUGGUAAAGUAGUUAAAAAACUUGUGCACAGUGGAAAAUGAGUUCAUCAAGGUCAACUUCUCUGCAUAAUGAUAAGCAUAUGCAAACAGAGGGCUCUGAUGACUUGUCGGUUUCGGCAAGAAAACUGGCUUCUACUCUAUGGGAAACUAAACUGAAGGAUUUGGAGGAAAUGGGUUGGAAAGAAAGAGUUUCCAAAUUGGGUUCAGCAGCUCUGCAAUUUCAUGACCCUGUUUCUGAGAGAACGGAGCGAUCCAAAGUGCGUAGUCGUCAUAGAAGAAGAAAAUCUACCAAGGCUGAUCUCUCUAACCAAAAUGGUUGCUCAAUAGAGCUUGAUAGGACACAAAAUCAUGGACAGACUCUAAGCAGACAUCAUUUGAAGGAUGUGUGUCAUGGUCUUACCACAUGUAAAGAGCUGCUGAAAGUUCUGAGUCAUGUCUGGAAUCUUAAAGAUCAGAAAUCUACAUGUUCAUCCCUUUUUGCAGCUAUAAAUACAGAGCUUGACUGGUUGUGUGACGAGGUGUCUAAAUUGAUACGCGAACACAGACAUAACCACAGUGAAGUUGAUGUCCUCUUGAAGAAGUUUGAAGAAGAAAAGAUGGCCUGGAAGGUAAAAGAGCAAGACAAGAUUCAUACUGCUAUUACAUCUGUAGCCAGGGAGUUCAAGAUAGAGAAGAAAUUGAGGAAGCAAACUGAGAGAUUAAAUAAGAAGCUUGGUAGAGAACUGGCGGAUACAAAGGCAUUGCUUUCAAAGGCAGUCAAAGAACUUGAAGGCGAGAAAAGGGACAGAGAUAUAUUGGAGCAAGUGUGUGAUGAAUUAGCCAGAGGUCUCGGAGAAGAUAGAGCAGAGAUGGAAGAAUUGAAGAGACAAUCUGCUAAAAUCCGGGAAGAGGUGGAAAUGGAACAGAAAAUACUUCAACUAGCUGAUGUCAUGCGGGAGGAAAGAGUUCAAAUGAAGCUAUCAGAAGCCAAAUAUCAAUUUGAGGAGAAAAAUACAGUUGUGGACAAGUUAAGGAAUGAACUUGAAGCAUAUUUGAGAUCCAAAAAGGGCCAAGAACAAGGCUGUGAUUCGCUGAAUUAUGAAACAAUCAAUGAGCUUGAGAGACAUUUGAGAGAAACGCUUCCAAGCACACACCAUUACCGAGAUAAAGAGAAGGCAGAUGUAGAAAUACUCGAUAAAGAAGAGGAUGGAGACGAAGGUGAUUCAACUGAUAGUGAUCUUCAUUCAAUUGAACUAAACAUGGGUGAUAACAGCAAGAGCCAUCAAUGGUGCACUGCUCUACAGAAUGAUCCGAAUAGAUUGUUGAUUUCUGAUCAAAAUAAAGGGAGGAGGUCCAUCUCAGAGAAAUUCCCAGUGCAAAGCACUUCCUUAGAAAGGGAAACUUCAGAUGGCAUUGAGUGGGAGUUCUGCGUGGGAGAGAAAGAAAACGUGAACACUAUAGAUGGAGGAAUUUCAAACUUUCUUAACAACGGAGGAACACCAGAAUUCUCUUCUCAAGCUUGGAAAAAGGAUCAUGCAGAUGAGACGGAGAGAUAUAAGAUGAUCAAGAAUCUUUGUGACCGUAUCAUUUCUGCUUCAAGAAUUACAGCCUCUCAAGGCUUUUCUGGUCCAACCAAGAACUGCAGCCAACAGAAAUUUUCUGCCAAUGAUCCUAACAAAGUGAUGGUGAGGGCUUUGCCAUCUUGCAGGGAGAAACUUGAAGGAAUACCAGAGAUUAUUGCACUGUCUUGCAGGGAGCUACUCGAAUGAAUGCCAGAAUGCCAAUUUCAAGAAUCCAUCAUAAACAGCAUGCUUCUACAGCCUGAUGCUUUUUUUACAUAACUAGAUGGACAUAAUUAUGUUGUUCUUUGUCUGAAUGAAAAGCUAAAUAUCUGAUAAUUCAGCAAUGUCAACAGAAUUUUGAGUUUUGGUUGUUGGAUGAGACAAAACAGUUCAAAAUUUUGCUAAUGUUCUAUAAGGAAUGAAUAAACGUUUUCUCUAUUCAA